This is a messenger RNA of Linum trigynum, 2240 nucleotides long. The record is from the annotation of a GenBank genome assembly. NCBI's taxonomy places the organism in Eukaryota, Viridiplantae, Streptophyta, Magnoliopsida, Malpighiales, Linaceae.
UAGUCUUCUCAGCAGCGACUUCAAUGAUGACGUCGGCCCCCACUGCCCUUGCCGUUUCAAUAGAGCCUGCAUCUUGAUCUGCCAUAUAUCAAAACUGUUUUUCCCCGUGAACUUUUCGAUCUUCAUGUUUAGCGACAUCAUUCUUCAGAAUCGAAAAGCCUAGCCUGAUUUCCAACCAGGCUCUGGUACCACUUGUCACGACUGUUUCUUUGCAGAUGGGAGAUUGGAGGAUUCGACAAUGCAAGAAAAUGAAAGUGCACACGCACGACACACGGUUUACGUGGUUCACUAACACAAUGUGUGUUAGCUAGUCCACGGACAGGAGAAAGCCAGUCUCACUAUACUUCGAGGAGAUACAGAUUAUAGAAGCAUAUGAGAAAUAUUUAUAGUAUUUCUCCUAGGUCUAACCCUAAUCCAAUAUGAUAAAAGAAAAACAGUUACAAACCAAGCAAUGAGAACCUCGUCACUUCUAGUUAUAGCGGGUGAUAAUCAGAUUCAACUCACAUGUCAUGAGGCAUAUUUCCCAUUUUCGGCGGUAGGAACUGUUUUUGAAAUAGCAACUUGCCAAAUUGUUUGUUUGCGAGGAUUAGAUAGCGGAGACUACGACAGAUUAGGAAGAGUAGGGUUCUGUGUUUUGGCCGGCUGUUGAAAAAAAGAAAGAUAAAAUAACAGACAUGGUUGCAGUUUUUUUCCCCCAAGUAAUAUCAAGAAAUUAAGACAUUUGCAGUUUAGGUGGAAUCUUGGUCCUUGGAGCGAGAAGUCAGUCAGUCCACACACACUCUACAAGAAGUAAGAUAGUCAAGUAGUGGCGGGCAUUAUCACCGCCGGUGAAUCGGAGAGUCGGUCACUCGCUUCAGUAGAGUUCAUUCCGGGAGCUUAGUACCCCCCAGAUCCCUAAUUAUCGACUCCACUCCCGGUCGCUUAGUUCCAAAUAUGGGCGAUUUGAAGCCGGCUUCCGCUCGUUCAACUGGCAGUAGUUUAUGGUUAUCUUCAAACCUGAGCAAGAGAUGGGCGGAGCUUUUCUUCCUUCUCUAUACUCCUUUCUGGCUCACGCUAUGUCUGGGCAUUAUCGUCCCUUACAAACUCUACGAGAGCUUUACGGAGCUGGAAUAUUUGCUUGUGGGCUUGGUUUCUGCACUUCCUGCAAUCUUGAUACCAGCAUUGUUUGUUGGAAAGGCUGAUAGAAGCUUGGCAAUGAAGGAUCGCUAUUGGGUUAAGGCAAGCGUGUGGAUAAUCAUUUUUAGCUAUGUUGGAAACUACUUUUGGACCCACUAUUUCUUCACUGUGCUGGGAGCUCAAUAUACAUUUCCGUCAUGGAAGAUGAAUAAUGUUCCACACACAACUUUUCUUUUGACUCAUGUUUGCUUUCUGUUCUAUCAUGUCACCUCAAAUAUGACACUUCGGAGGCUACGGCAUGCUACUGUAGAUUUGCCAGGCCCAAUUCGGUGGGCAUUUGAGGCAUCUUGGAUAUUGGCUCUUUCCUAUUUCAUUGCAUACUUGGAGACAAUUGCCAUUGCCAACUUCCCAUACUAUGACUUUGUGGAUCGAGAAGCCAUGUACAAAGUUGGGUGCUUGUUUUAUGCCAUCUACUUCAUCGUUAGCUUCCCUAUGUUUCUGAGAAUUGACGAGAAGCCAAGUGAUUCAUGGGACUUGCCAAGGGUAGCUGUUGAUGCUCUGGGAGCUGCAAUGCUGGUUACAAUAAUACUGGACUUAUGGCGACUGUUUCUAGGGCCGAUUGUACCUCUUCCUGAGACAAAGCAAUGUCUCCAGCCUGGGCUCCCCUGGUUUACUGGACAUGUCAACCAGACUUAGGAGUGAGUAUGUUAGUAUCUGCUGUUGUAUUGACCGACUCCUGAAUCAUUUGCUAAAAUGAAAAAGCAAAAAAUCCUGAAUCCGGGGAAAGUGCAGGCGAAAUGUAGAGGUUGGUGUAACUUGUUGAUGUUGUAGCCUUACAUCUCUGGUCAUUGGUUGGAGGCUCUAUUUGUUUUGAACAUCAGAGCAUAUGGACCAUUUGCGGGUCUUUCUUUCCUUUCCCGAGGGCAAAGGUGGUUUUGUUUUCUUGAAGUGUUGCUUAUUUAUUAACAGUCUCAUAGGCUACUGAAAUAUGAAACUAGGGAGUGGCGAGAUCAGAGUUUGUACUGCCCUCGACCAUCUUCAAUUACCCACUCAUAGAUUGACAAAAUUAUUUAUGAGUGGGUAAUUGUCAUCCUAGGUGGGCACAAAAAAUUAUUUAAAGAUGG